CCUCUUGGCUUCUUCUUGAAAGAAAAACCUUUAAUUUAUCAAGGGAAUGAAAUGAAGAGAAGGGGAAGAAGGUGAGGGAGAGAAAGAAUUACCUGAGAAAACAUUAUCUGACUAAGAAGAGAAUAGCAGAAAGGCCAUCAUCACAAGAAGCAUUCACUGGCCAUGCCAGUGCUCGCAACUAAUGCUGAGUCAGAAACAGGUAUCCCAAAAUCCUUUUCUAAUGAGCUUCCUUCGGAAAUCAUGGAGGAGAUAGAGCACACAUGUCCUCAGCCUCGGCUGACUUUGACAGCACCGGUUCCAUUUGCAGGUGAAACAAGCUGUCAAUGCAAAGCUCCUCAUGAGAAGCUAACCAUUGCUCAGGCCCAUCUUGGAACACCAGUGGAUAGACCUGUCAGAGUCUAUGCAGAUGGAAUAUUUGAUCUCUUCCAUUCUGGUCAUGCAAGAGCUCUCAUGCAAGCCAAAACUCUGUUUCCUAAUAGCUACUUAUUAGUAGGAGUUUGCAGUGAUGAUCUAACACAUAAGUUUAAAGGUUUCACUGUAAUGAAUGAAGAAGAACGUUAUGAGGCCCUCAGACACUGCCGCUAUGUAGAUGAAGUAAUCAGAGAUGCUCCAUGGACACUCACAGCAGAGUUUUUGGAAAAGCAUAAGAUUGAUUUUGUAGCCCAUGAUGAUAUUCCAUAUUCUUCUGCUGGUUCAGAUGAUGUUUACAAGCAUAUAAAGGAGGCGG
Thamnophis sirtalis is the source of this 727-nucleotide messenger RNA. The record is from RefSeq and is a predicted model, not a curated record. NCBI's taxonomy places the organism in Eukaryota, Metazoa, Chordata, Lepidosauria, Squamata, Natricidae.